Glycine soja is the source of this 914-nucleotide messenger RNA. RefSeq names its product ATP-dependent Clp protease ATP-binding subunit CLPT2, chloroplastic-like. The coding region runs from base 12 to 779 and encodes 255 amino acids. The transcript has 5 exons. Lineage: Eukaryota; Viridiplantae; Streptophyta; Magnoliopsida; Fabales; Fabaceae. The record is from RefSeq and is a predicted model, not a curated record.
UACGACACCGUAUGUUUCUUCCGCUUAAAACAUCUUUAUUCAGUUCCAAACUCGCAUUAAUUUUUGUUGUGAAAUGGCUGUUUCGCGCUGCCAUUGCCCCGCGAGUCUGGUAUUCCGCUCCGACCGACUCUAGUGUUCGUUUGGGUCAGACUUUGACGCUAAAGAGCUUCGAGAAUUCAUGGAUUGGAACUAAAGUUGGGGUUUCGCCAUGCAGUUUCAAUCUUAGACCUGUCGUGUCCGUUUCCCGGCGCCGCCCGCUCGCUGCUACCGUCUCCUUCAGCCUCCCCACCGCAAAGCCAGAGCGUGCUUCUACUGGCCAAGAAAUUCCCAAAUGGUUUUCCAAGGCUAUAAAAUCAUUUGCAAUGUCUGAAUUGGAGGCAAGAAAACUGAAGUAUCUGACCACUGGCACUGAAGCCCUUCUCAUGGGGGUUCUCAUUGAGAGUACUAAUCUAACUGCUAAGUUUUUGCGAGCCCAUGGAAUUACAAUUCUCAAGGUGCGUGAUGAAACUGUGAAGUUACUUGGAAAAGCUGAUUUGUUUUUCUUCAGCCCAGAGCAUCCUCCACUGACUGAUGAAGCUCAGAGGGCCCUUGAUUGGGCUGUUGAUCAAAAAAUAAAAUAUGGUGAUGGCGGGGAAAUUACCACUUCACACAUACUUCUUGGCAUUUGGUCUGAAGUGGAUUCUCCUGGUCACAAGAUUCUGUUUACUCUUGGCUUUAAUGAUGAAAAAGCUAAAGAGCUUGAGCCCUCAAUUUCUAAACCUGGAUGUACGGAUGAUUGAUGUCUGCUUUAAUAUGUAUGAGCAAGAGUUUUGCUUUAAUUGCAUAUUGGCCAUUGAUGCCAUUGUUUGUACAAUUGAUAGAUCAACAGGCUGUCUGUUCCGCCUAUUGAUUUGGAUGCAUAAAUCUUCUUUUCA